Molecule: messenger RNA, 1386 nt
Organism: Drosophila melanogaster (fruit fly)
Lineage: Eukaryota; Metazoa; Arthropoda; Insecta; Diptera; Drosophilidae
Gene: Cpr47Ee
Product: cuticular protein 47Ee
Exons: 2
Coding region: 191-1300 (369 amino acids)
Cellular component (GO): chitin-based extracellular matrix
Molecular function (GO): structural constituent of chitin-based cuticle; structural constituent of cuticle
Source: RefSeq, marked reviewed
GCAGUCGUGGCACGGCUUUCGAUCAGUGACUUCCAGUGGCAGCAACGGAUUUGCUUCGGUACGCGAUUGAAUCUCCAGCAUCAGCAGUGUUUCCCAGCUCCAUAAGUGAAUCGUCGGGUUUAUCGAGCGUGUAAUUUGUGCUCCGUUCGCGAGAUUUAUGAUCCACGGCACCUGCCCACUGACAGCCUAAAUGUCUGUAGCCCGUACCCCUCGAUUCCGGCACCUCCGCUGGGUGGCCUGUCUGCUGGCCAGCCUCUGGUUUUCCGUCAGCCAGGCUCAGUUGCCAGGAACCGGAUUCCAGGGACAGCGUCCGCAGGUGCCUCCACUGCAGCCGCUGCAACAGCAGGCCAAUCCCUUUCAGCGACGCCAGCCGAAUCCCGUACAGGGUCAAGGACUGUUUCCUGGUCAAAGGAAUCCACUGAACCCACUGGCACCUCCACUAACUGGAGCUGCUCUACAGAAUCCCUAUACCCGCUACAACCAGUACCAGCAGCAAAACUAUGUGCCCAUCACUGCCUACCAAAACGAACUCAAUCUGGAUGGAAGCUUCUCCUACGGAUACUCGUCGGCCGAUGGAACCACUGCCCAGGCACAGGGAUACGUGAAGAACUUGGGGUAUGGUGAGGGAGUUGAGGCACAGGUGAUUCAGGGAUCCUACUCGUACACCUCACCGGAGGGCACACCCAUCACAGUGCGCUACAUCGCCGAUGAGAACGGAUUUCGAGCGGAGGGCACGGGGAUUCCAUCUAGCCCUCAAUAUUUCGCAGGUGCCCAGCCCUAUCAACAGGGCUUGCUCAAUCCCAAUUUGAAUCCAUACCAGACGCCCUUCCGCCAGCUGCCACCCCCACUGCCCAACGCCCCCUUUCGUCCCCAGCUUCCAGGACAACAGCCGCUCACUCCACUGCAGCAACAGCAGCAGCAACAGCAACAACAGUUGCAACAGCAACGCGGUUUCCAGCAGCAGCAGCAGCCAAACUCCGGGCAAUAUCAACCGGAACAGCCGUUCAAUCAGUUGCAUUCCGGCAACUUACCCGGUCAGUAUGCCGGACAAUUUGGCCAGCAAUCGUUUGGCAGCAAUCUUACUGCACAACAGGCACAACAGCAGCAGAAUCUCAACCAGCAACAGCAGCAGCAGCAGCAACAACAGCAGCAGCAGCAACAGCAGCAGAAGGAGCAGCAAAACGAGCAGCAGCAACAGGCCCUAAUCACCCAACAACUGAGGGGCAGACCGAACAACCUGGUGGAUCCAUAUGGCUAUAAUCAGUACGGCAGACGCUUCAAGAAGUCCCCAAAGAAAUAACGACAAAUUAAUGUCAUUUAAAUGAUUGAUUAGUUUGAAGAUGUAGUCGCAACUCAAAGGCAUGAAAUACAUGCAUCUGAAAAGUC